CAAACCGUUUUACUCACAAGAAUCUCCGGCCCUAUUUGCAAGUGUGAAAGAAAUCAAUAUAUCGUUAGCUCACCCGUUUUUUUGGAAUUAAAAAUAUUUAAUAUCGAGCGGUUUGCAUUUAAUUUGAGAAGAAAAUAGAAUUAAAUAAGAAACUGAAAAGUAUUGACGGGAAAAUGUUGAGAAAAGAAGAAUGCCGUCUAUUUUUAAAACACAGCUACUGCACAUUUUUUCCGUGAAUAGUUUGCUUUCCUUACGCAAAGUUUCAAAAGUAAAGAAACAGAAACUCAUUUUUCCAUAAUAUCCAUAAGAUGCGAAACGAGAAAAUUUUUAAAGUCAAGAAACGCUAUGUGAAACGCUAAGUGAAGGAAAAGAUAAAAAAAGAAAAAGAAAGAAAUAUGAACAAAUUCAAUUGAGUGCAGGCAUUUCUCCUUAACGACGCUGAACCCAGAAAAAGCAAAUCAUUAAUUUCUAUUACGUUCAAAAUCGUUUGGUUCAGUUCAGCACACUGCAAAAACAAGUGUUACGCAAUUUCUUCCUUUUCACGAUCGAGUACCUGUGCGAUAAAUUAAAACAAUCACUCGUACAUCCCUUUCCUAAGUAAACGGGCAGCACGGGAAGUUGCAUAUUAAUUACAUUUUACGCAAACGUUUUCGUUGCAAAAUUUUUUAGAAUAAAUGCAUCAUUUAUAUCCAUCUUUCAAGGGAGACCUGCUAUGUCCCUUAGGUUUUCAUCCACAGACACGUUAUCCGACGAGAUGCAAGCGUUGUUUUCGUGACUACAAAGAGCAUACCGCACGGCGAGGUAGUGAAGAUGUGGCGGCGUCCUCACCAAAUCUUUCCGAUAAUUUUAAUUUGAGACCCUCGUCACGUACGUGGACGUCUACGCAAAAUCUGUCCUCACCAAACAACAACGAGAUCGUUGUCCACUUCAAUGUAGAGCUAAAAAGACGUCCCCAAUCGUGGACUUCAACACCGGAUCUCGACGAUGUCGAUGAUCGGCAAACGCUUAGUAAAGGAGGCAAUAUAGGCUCUGCGGAAAAUGAUGCUGAUAUUACCGUUAAACUGCCCAUGCCACCUCGUCGUCAUACCACCGCUUUAGAUUUAAAAGAGGUGGAGAACCCAACAUCUUCAAAUGUUAAUGCAUCAUCCUCAAAGUCGUCUCCGCUGAAAGAUAUUCCGGAAGACUUAAUCAUACGCUCUUCGGAUAGCUUAGCUGAAAGAGCUCGGAAAAUAAACACGUUGAAAAAACAACGCAGUCAAAAUUCUCGCGAGUCUAGUCGAGAACGUUCUAUACCUAAAAAAACUGAAGGGGACAAUGGCGACGAAGAAUCCACGAGUUUAGAACGCAGUAGAUCUUCUACAUCAUUUGGAACCAACAGCGUCAGCGAAGAAACUAAGCAUUUGUCUUUGCCUCCGAAAAAGCCAUCCAUUGUUAAUGACUCUCGUCCUUUGUCAGCACCACUGAAUGAUGUUUCUUCUUUGAGCUCGAAGUCCGUUGUGGCAGCCUUACCUCCUACUCCACCAAAAAAUUCCUACAAAUCCAAAACUUCGCCUUCAAACCAAACCACUUCUUCAUCUUCUUCUCCUUCCUCAUCGGUUACGACCACCUCUUCAACACGACGCAAGGAAUUGGAACGACAGAAAACUGCACAAGAUGUUGAAUUUAUGUUGAAUAUAAAGGAUAACCAUUACCGUGACAAAAAACUGACUCACGACAAUUUGUCUAUAACCACUGAGUUAGCAGAUGUCGGUCAUGCCAUUAGUGAUCAUGAACGUGCGGAGGAAAUUAAAAAUCUACGUUUAGAAUUCGAUGCGAUGAAGACACGUGCUGAAAAGGCUGAGCGAGAAAAGAGCGAUUUAUUGUUGAGACGUUUGGCUUCCAUGGAAACUGCACCAAAUCGUACAGCUGCGUCCGAGGCUUUAAUGCUACAAAAAAAAGUCAAUGAGUUGAAAGAUCAAUUGGAUAAGAUAAGUGAAGAAAAGCGUAAACUAAAUACGCGAAUGAAAGAUUUGGAGAACAAUCCCAAAAGCACGGAGCAUGAGCUGAGACGAAAAUUGCAGGCGGCAGAACAAAUCUGUGAAGAGCUAAUGGAAGAAAAUCAAGAGGCUAAAACCGAAAUUGUAAAUCUUCAAGCUGAAAUGGACGAAUUGCAAGAUACUUUCCGCGAAGAUGAUGCGAAGGCGAAAACUAGUUUACAAAAAGAUUUGGAGAAGACUACUAAGAAUUGUCGCAUUUUAAGUUUUAAACUAAAGAAAUGUGAACGAAAGAUUGAAACGCUAGAACAGGAGCGGCAAAAUAGCGGUAACGAAGGGCUAAAUGCUCGCAUCAAACAAUUGGAGGAGGAACUACGAUUUUCAAAUGAAUUAACCAAAAAAUUACAAAUUGAAGCUGAAGAGUUGCGAAAUCCAGGUAAGAAAAAAACACCCACAUUAGGUGUAUUGGGUAAAUCAACUUCGGCCGAUGGUCGCAUUACAAGGGAAUCUUUAACCAGAGGGGGGUCCCAAGAAGAUCCUCAGCAAUUAUUAAGAGAUUUGCAAGACUCUGUAGAACGUGAAUCCGAUCUUAAGGACCAAUUGAAGUUCGCUGAAGAAGAAGUAAGUAAACUGUGGACACGGCCAUUAAAGGCGAGGAAUGAUACCAAUCAGGGAACUCAAACAUCGUGGGAAAGUAACGAAAUUUUACAUUUUCCACGAGCUUCACAAACAGAACUUAUAGAAAUGUUUGACGUUUGUUUACAAACUGAUGAUGGCAGUGAGAUUGCCUGCUUUUCUCAUGCCACUCAGAUGAUUUCAAAAGAAAAGCAAGACGUUUACGCUCAAAUUGAUGAUAGUUAUAAUAUGAAGCUAAUGCCUGAGCCGCAAAAUAUAAAUAUAAACUAUGUGGCGACAGAGGAUGUGACCCCCGUGGCUUUACCGGUAGGGGUUUGGGAUAUGCAAAAAACAAUUAGAGCUUUGAGCAAAGAGGAUUCAACACUUUCUGUUAUCAUACCAUCAGUGACCAGUUUACGGACUUUCUCGUUUCCUUCCAUAUCUCAGUCAUCUUUGCUGUUUCCAAAUGUUAUUUCUCGUGCCCUUAGAUCUAGAUCUUGUCAUGGGGCAGCUCAGAAACUUAGCUCUGUACCGCCUCGUGUGUCGGUUGAAAUAAACGCAGAACGAGAUGAAGGCAUUUCAGAUGAGGAUGAUCCAGCUGAACUUCGUAUUUUGUUAGAGCUCAAUGAACAAGAGGCUUCUAUUCUACGCCAGAAAGUCGAGGAACUCGAAAAAGAGAAUUCACAGGUCAAAAAUCACAUACGGGAACUGCAAGACCAUCUACGUUCCGAUAUUGCUGCCGAUAAGCGAACUUCGUUUGCUUCUUUUGCUUCUUUUGGCACUUCAGAAAAACGUUUAAAGUCACUAAACGAAGAGUUGGAUAAAUUGAAGAAGUCUCUUAAAGAAAAAGAUAUACAAAUUGGGCGUUUGCAAGCGUCCCAAGCUUCCCAAGAUGUAAAGACAAUAAGUUCUAAACUUUCUUCUUUAGAAGGUGAAAACGAACGUUUGCAAAAGGAGGUGAAAUGUCUGCAAUUGCAGGCGUUACGUUCCAGUUCAUCUUUAGAAAAAGUGAAUAAUUCAGCAGAGUUGGCUACGCUAAAGGACACACUAAACAAGGCAGAAGGAGAACGUGAUAUAUUACGCACCAAAUUAAAACGCAUUCUCCAAGAAGCUGAAGAGAAACUACCGCCAAAAACUGCAAUACGCAUAACAGACUUAACACCUAAAAAUCAGCUAAAAAAAUGGCUGGAGGAAUUAGGCGAAGAGAACAACGAGAUGAGGGCCAUAGUGUUAAAGUCGGAUGCUCAACUCGUGCAAAAAUUGGUUUCGGAAAAAAAAUCAAUGGAAGAAGAUUUGAACAAGUAUAAAGAAAAACUAAAGCAAAUUGAAAAUGAACUACAAACAGUGAAAGUCUCUGCAGUAUCUGCAACUAAGAUGCACGACCUAGAAAAGUGCCUUAAAAAGUCCGAAGAAGAAGCAAGAAGCUUAAAUAACAAAAUUAAGGAAUUGGAAGAGAAAAUUAAAAAGCAGGACAAUGAGGUUAAACAGAGCGAAAGCAAUAAAUGCCUCUUGGAGCAGCAAACUAAAGCCGAUAAAGAGAAAUUUGUCAAGUUGGAGAAGGACUAUGAAAAAGAACGAAAGGAACGUGAAAAGCUUGAAGGGAAAUUAGUAACGAAAGAUUCAGAACUACAAGCUGCUCGUAAAAUAACCGAGAAAACUAAGCAAUCUUUAGAAAAGGAAAUCAAAGAGCUUAAAUCAAAGGGAUCUAAAACGGAUUCUAAGCAAAUUCUAGAUUUAAAAAAACAAAUAGAAGGCUUACAAGAAUCUUUGGCAUCUGAAUCGAAACGUUGUGCUGAACUGAAUUCACAAUGGGAAAAGCUCUCCGAGGAGACAAUACUGUCGAAAGCUCAAUUAACCACAGAAAAAGCUAAUCUUCAAAGCGAACUAAAUGUUGCCAAGCAGAAAAUCUCUGACCUAAAUGAUGUCCGAGCGAACCGCAAUGAAUUGACUAAGAAAUUAAAUGAAGCUCAGAAGAAAAUUCAAGAGCUAGAACAAAAAUGUCUUAAAUUCGGAGCAUCAGAUUAUGAAAAAACAAUGCUACAGAAUAAACUUGCUGAGCGGAACCAGGAAUACGAUCGCCUUCGGCGGGAGAAUGAAAUGAACAUUGACUUAGUUUUUCAGUUGAGAAAAGAUAAUGACGAGUUAAAUAAAAAGCUUAAUGAUUUUAGCCGCAUAGAACAAAUACAAUCAUCAAUAAAUACGCAAAAUGCUGCUUUAGAAAUUGAAGUCAAAUCAUUGAAGACACAAUUAGAAAACACUGAAUUGCAAAUGAAAUCCGAAGUUGCAGCUACACGUUUACGUUAUGAACAACAAGUUAAGAAUUUGAGUACGGAAUUGACAUCCAUGCAUCGUCAAUGUGAACGUUUUAAAAAGGAUCGCGAUGCCUUUAAGCAAAUGCUUGAGUCGGCCCAAAAAAAAAUAGGCGACUUGAAAGCUAACAGUAGCGGACGACAAAGUCGAACUUCUAUGCAUAGCAGCGAUGAGGACGACAAGAGCAAAAUAGCUUAUUUGGAACAGCAGAUUGGUUGUUUGGAAGAUCAGUUAGUUGAGUCGCGCCUGGAGGUUAGCAAAGUGAAAACUGAGCUGGUUUCGGAACGUAGUGCAAAUGAAAUUAAAAUAUCUGAAAUGCAAUCAAAACUCAAUGAAUUUGAGGAAGAACGUGUUAUCGGUUCAGGUCGAACUAAAAUACCGGGUAUGAAGACUAAGCUAGAAUUAUCGUGGCAAAAGGAACGCGAAGAACAACAACGAUUGCUACAGGAGACCUCAACUUUGGCUCGUGACUUGCGUCAAACUUUAUUUGAGGUAGAACGUGAACGGGAUAAGGAACGGUUAGAAUCGAAACGUCGUACAGAUCAACUGAAGCGGGCCAAUGAAGAGGAAAUGGAAGAAGGGCGCAAAAAAAUUGCUGAAUUGCAAUGUGAUUUACUAGAGCUACGUGACGUUCACGCCAAGUUAAGAACCUCAAAUGAAAAACUAAGGCGUGAGAGGGAACGUUAUGAAAAGGAGCUGAUAAAACGCCGCAUGGAACAAGAAGGCGGUGAGCGUAAAAUUGGCAGCCUACUCCAUACGGUGGAUGAGCUUUUAAAAAUAGCUCCAAACUUAAAUCAAGUGGAAAUCGGCAGAAGUCCCAAUGAAUUAAAGCCUUGUACGCAGGCAGCUGCUGCUGCUAAAAGGAGUAGAAGUCCGUCACCAUCUUUGAAUACCUUAAAUGUAGGUAAUAAGCUGGCACGUUUAGCAGAAGCAUCAGAGGAGUUUAGGAAAUUCCAACGUAUAAACGAAGAGGAACAUGAACGUUCUCGUCUGCGUCGAAAUUUGAGACGUGCGGCAUCUCAAGAGAAUGAUACCCACGGAAGUCAAAGUUCUGUAGCUAGCGCAAUGAGCUUACAACGUAAUGGUGUAAAAUUAUCACGGACAACUACUAACGGCAGCGUUAUGCGUAAAAGUCUAUCGUUAGAUCAAUCUAUACAAAGGGAUCAAAAUAUAUGGUGUCAGGAUGAGGGUAGUGUAUCUUCCAUGCAGUCAAUUGACUCUGAAUUGGGUGGUUUGGUACGUGAUUCUAGCAUGGAUUCCAGACUGGACUCUCGUUUAUCUGGAGGCUCGACGCAAAGUGAUAUACCGCGAGGACCGCGCAAAAAGAAGAAGGGUUUAAUCGGUAAAUUAAGAAGUUUGACUAUGAGCAGCCGUAAUUCCGAAAGCGAAAUAUCGAUUCAAGGUUCAGAUUCCGACAUUAGUGUAGCAAGCGAUAUGAGAGCGAGCAAGAAAGAUUUGCGUAACCGAUUUUCCGGCAUGUUCAAACGUUCUGGCUCAACAUCACGUAGUGCCAGUACUGAGCGAGCGCCCAGCGAACAAAGGCCUGUAGCUGUAACAAUAGUGGGGGGUGAGAAUGGGCCAUUACCACGCGAACCGCCGCCGGCAAAUUCGAUGACACCAAAGCCCAUACGAUCGGUUUCUAAACCCCCUACGCCAACGCCCACAACACCGUUAACCCGACGACGCCUUGCCAAAUGAUAGCGAAUUUCUCUCUAUUGAGCACUUAUAUAUUAUAUUAUACAUAUUUGCUAAAAAUUAGUAAAAAUGAUUUAGAUACUGGA
This is a messenger RNA of Glossina fuscipes, 6679 nucleotides long. Its product is annotated as putative leucine-rich repeat-containing protein DDB_G0290503. Lineage: Eukaryota; Metazoa; Arthropoda; Insecta; Diptera; Glossinidae. Bases 675 to 6596 code for a protein of 1973 amino acids. The transcript is spliced from 18 exons. The record is from RefSeq and is a predicted model, not a curated record. Gene Ontology annotation, biological process: regulation of autophagy.